GAUAAAACUAUAUAAACGGAGUCAAGUCAUUCGUAUUCAUAACAUCGCUACGAGAUACUGAACACAGACAACCACAGUCUCAGAAGAUCAGAUAACACAGCGCUUCGUUCCUUAAUUUCGUCGACUACCAAGAGAUGGCGUUGAAAGCUGUAUUCCUGAUUGUCUUGCUUGCGGCCAUCAUGGUUGCUCGCGCUGAAGAAUCGACGAUUCACGAGCCCAGUUGUGAUGUGAAAUGCUCGCUGGGUUUCUUGCAGAAAGAGAACUGCUGCAGGGGACUGGGACGCGGCGGGUUUGCUUUCUGUGACCUCUCUGGUUUCCUGUUUUGCUACUUUUCGUAAACUACGCCAUGCCCGAAGCUUGACUAAGGGUCUCCACAAACAUCGACGCGUACGGAUUAGGGAUGUACCGACUAGUCGGGCAAGCCGAAUAUCCGGCCACAUUUGUAGUCGGCGAUUAGUCGGCAAAAAAGGCCGAUCAGUCGACACUAUAAAUAUUCUCAUCGACAAUUGAACCUGUAAAAAAGCUAAAAAAUCA
Leguminivora glycinivorella is the source of this 534-nucleotide messenger RNA. Its product is annotated as U-Asilidin(1)-Mar3a-like. The transcript is spliced from 2 exons. The record is from RefSeq and is a predicted model, not a curated record. Lineage: Eukaryota; Metazoa; Arthropoda; Insecta; Lepidoptera; Tortricidae. Bases 135 to 338 code for a protein of 67 amino acids.